AUGGAAGUUGACCCGGAAAAGAUCAGGGCAAUCGUGGAAUGGAAGUCACCGGAGAACGUCAAGGACGUCCAAUCAUUCCAAGGAUUCGCCAACUUUUGUCGACAGUUCAUAGGGAACUACGCUGGAUUGUCUAAACCCCUGACAGACUUGACCAGAAAAGACAAAACAUUCUUCUGGGACAAGGUGACGGAACAGGCUUUUCAGGAAAUCAAGCAACGGUUCGCUAAGGAGCCAAUCCUUCGGAACCACGACGUCGACAAACCAAGCACUGUUGAGACAGACGCUUCGGACACAGCGGUCGGGGCUGUACACUUACAGCCAGACGACAACGGGAAGCUUAUGCCUGUCGCAUACUUCUCGAAAACAUUGGAUUCCGCUCAGCAGAACUAUAGCAUCUUUGAGAAGGAACUUCUUGCUAUAGUCCUCGCUUUGGAGCAUUGGAAGAUUUACCUUCAGGGUGCAAAGCACCGGGUAACGAUCCUUACUGACCAUGAGAAUCUGAAAACAUUUACGACGACUAAGGAGCUCAGUAACCGAAGACUCGCUAGGUGGUCACAAACCCUUGCGGGAUUCGACAUUGUGAUUCGUCAUGUCAGUGGAACUUCGAAUGCGCGAGCAGAUGCGCUUAGCCGGAAACCAGGCUACGAAGGAAACAAGGAGUAUAAAAAGAUUGCGAUCUUGAAGACUCUUGAGAACGGAGACCUUGCUCCUACGAUUCAUGAAAUCGCUGCCACAACUAGGGAGAGUCCCUGGGACGGCAAAAUCAAAGCAGCACAAGCAAAAGACGAAAUCGAGGAAACGAAGAACGGCAAGAUCUGGGUCCCGGACUCAUACGCAAAAGAAUUUAUUGCGGAAUACCAUGCGGCACCGGCCCAUGGACAUCAGGGAGUUCGCCGAACUCUCCAGCGAAUCAAACGGAACUACCACGUUGACAGGGUAGCUGCCGUAGUCAAGGAAGUGAUAGCGGAGUGUGAUACCUGUAUUAGGAACAAGGCUUCCCGCCAUGCGCCUUAUGGACAGAUGGGCACUACUCCGAUACCACCAACCCCUUGGAAGUCGAUCUCUUGGGAUUUCAUUGUAAAACUACCGAAAUCCAAGGAUCCGAUGACAGGAGUCGAAUACGAUUCGAUCCUAGUUAUCAUGGAAAGGCUGACAAAAUACAUGAUCUUGGUACCAUACAAAGAAUCAAGUACAGCCGAGGAAUUGGCAUUUGCAUUCCUCAGGGAAGUAGUCUCGAAACAUGGACUACCAGAAGAGAUAAUCUCAGACAGAGACAAGCUCUUUACCUCAUUGUUUUGGAAAGCCCUCACGGAGCGCUUAGGAGUGAAAAGGAAGCUGUCAACAGCCUUUCACCCCCAGACAAAUGGAGGGAACGAACACAUGAAUCAAGUGGUUGA
Hymenoscyphus albidus is the source of this 1397-nucleotide messenger RNA. NCBI's taxonomy places the organism in Eukaryota, Fungi, Ascomycota, Leotiomycetes, Helotiales, Helotiaceae. The record is from the annotation of a GenBank genome assembly.